CCUUUCGCCUCGCAGCGUCACCCCGGCCGUCUCCGGAAUCCAGCAAGCCGUGAGGUCGACUGUUGUUGCUCCUCAGCAGCAGCAGCGCAGAGGAUACCAUGAGAAAGUGUUGGACCACUACUCCAACCCAAGUAGGUAGCUUCCUGCAUCCAUCCCUCGACAAGAUGUCAUCGCAUCAACAUAUACAGCACGCAGCGCAUUCAAAUCUCGCCCACCAGACAUAUAAACACGAACAAAAUGCGGAAAUGAAUACUAACGAGCAUCCUAUAGGAAACGUCGGCUCCAUGGCCAAGUCUAUGGACGUUGGUACCGGUCUCGUCGGCGCCCCGGCCUGUGGCGAUGUCAUGAAGCUCCAGAUCCGCGUCGACAAGGACAGCAACAAGAUCAGCGACGUCAAGUUCAAGACUUUCGGUUGCGGUAGCGCUAUUGCCAGCUCGAGUUAUCUGACUGAGUUGGUCCGCGGAAUGACCCUCGAUGAGGCCGCUAAGAUCCGUAACACUGAUAUCGCCAAGGAGCUGUGCUUGCCCCCUGUCAAGCUGCACUGCUCUAUGCUUGCCGAAGACGCCAUCAAGUCCGCCAUCUCGGAUUACUACACCAAGAACCCUCGCACCGUGAAGACCGAUCUGUCCGGCACGGGCGCCUCUAUCCCCGAGGUGCAGGUGGAGGUUGAGAAGACCAGCAGCGCUACUGCUUAAGUCUUUGAAGUGUUUUGCGAAGAGUGAAAAUUUUGAAAAAUGAAAAAAAAUACGGAGCAAAAAUGGAUACGGAUACGGAUACAGAUACCAUGAUUGAUUCCCUGGAGAGAAGAGCGAAGCAGAAUGAUACAAUGGAGAUGUGACUGUAUGAAUUUGGCCUGUGGUGGAAUGGAGUGGAAUGGUCUGGGCCGAAUAUGUGAUUCCCACAAAAUAACCUGUUGUUUGUCAGUCAGUCUGGAUGGACCUUUUUUCCUUUCCUUUAUUAAACGGUGUAUAGCAUUUCAUUAUUCUUCUUUUCUUCCUUUUCAUGACUCGUUUUACUCAAUGUUUGUUUCCGGCGAAGCAACUAAAGAAGGGAUUGAUUAUUCGGAUAUAUACAACAUCAACAUUAUCAAUCACAGUAGUACAAUACACAAGAAAAUGUACUCCUCUC
Aspergillus vadensis CBS 113365 is the source of this 1128-nucleotide messenger RNA. RefSeq names its product putative iron-sulfur cofactor synthesis protein (Isu1). The transcript has 3 exons. Gene Ontology annotation, cellular component: mitochondrial matrix; cytoplasm. Lineage: Eukaryota; Fungi; Ascomycota; Eurotiomycetes; Eurotiales; Aspergillaceae. Gene Ontology annotation, molecular function: ferrous iron binding; 2 iron, 2 sulfur cluster binding. Gene Ontology annotation, biological process: iron-sulfur cluster assembly; intracellular iron ion homeostasis. Bases 285 to 695 code for a protein of 136 amino acids. The record is from RefSeq and is a predicted model, not a curated record.